Molecule: messenger RNA, 4590 nt
Organism: Lineus longissimus
Lineage: Eukaryota; Metazoa; Nemertea; Pilidiophora; Heteronemertea; Lineidae
Product: monocarboxylate transporter 12-like
Exons: 7
Coding region: 468-2591 (707 amino acids)
Biological process (GO): monocarboxylic acid transport; transmembrane transport
Cellular component (GO): membrane
Molecular function (GO): monocarboxylic acid transmembrane transporter activity
Source: RefSeq, a predicted model, not a curated record
ACCAACUGUCAACUAUAUACAAUCGUUUUUCCAAUGAAUUGUUCAUGUUUGGCCUAGUUUGCCCUGUCGGAUAACAAAUGAGUUAAAUAGGCGGAUGUUCAAUGUAUCAGCAGUGCAUCAUAUAAAUGCCCGCCGCCAAUGCCAGGGCCGUGGUCGAACAUUGACCCUAUCACUCUCUGGGCCUAUAUUGAGAUGGGAUGAGCAGCUGUGUAUAUCGGCCAUACGCUAUAGCUGGUGAGAGUAAGCAUACUGCUCAAUGCAUACGCUGCUUGAAGUGCAAUGCUUAAAGUGAGGUACCAGGAAGGUUCUUGACGAAGUGUGGACAAACUUGGAUAUGACUAAUUAUAGUUCUCUCUACGCCGACUCUACUCUCUCUUCUCAAGAAGUCAGUUUCUGGUAGGCAAGCAGGUUUGGUUGAUAAUGCAACGGCAACGAGGUGGGAAUAACCUUGGGGUUGGCAACAAGUAAUGGAGCUAGAAACCACCUCAUUCGCGAGUGAGGAAGAACUAUGUCAGAAAGAUGACACCAAAGGUCUCAAUGGCGAAUCAAGCAUCGGAGAUGGUCACCACGGACAUGAUGGCAGUAGCCAUGGGGACACAUCAGGUUGCCAUGGAGAAGAUUGUCACCAUGUUGACGGUGUCGGUCACCAUGGAGAAAAAACCUCGAACCAAUACGAGGAAGACGAACUUCUCAAAUCAGACACCGACUCAACAUUUUUUGACGAUCAUAGUGUAAUCACAGAAGAAGUAGAGCCACCUGACGGAGGGUUCGGCUGGGUCGUGUGUGCCUGUGCAUUUUUCCUACAGCUUAUUUGUGAUGGACUACUCUUCAGUUUUGGAGUAUUGUAUAUAUCAUUGUUGGAGCACUUCGAAGAAGGGAAGAGUGUCACAUCUUGGGUUGGGGCGGUUUUUAUGGGAUGCAGCAUGUUAAUGGGGCCUCUUGCAGGUGCGUUAGCCAAUAAGAUAGGUUGUCGGAUAACGGGCAUGUUAGGAUCCGUCAUCUGCUGUGUUUCACUCGUCAUCAGUACAUUCUCGCCGAACAUUGCUGUCCUUUCCAUAACCUAUGGCGCCAUGGCGGGGACUGGUCUAAGUUUUGUAUAUCUCGUGUCUGUUGUGAUGGUAGGGUCUUACUUCAAAAAGCGCCGUGCCCUCGCUAACGGAAUUGCCAUGUGCGGGUCAGGAAUCGGGACUUUCAUCAUGUCGCCAUUACUAAGGUUCCUGUUGGACAAGUAUGGAUGGAACGGAACAAUUUUGAUUCUCGCAGGAAUAGCAUUGAAUGGUUGUGUAUUUAGUGCCUUUUUCCGACCAGUCACUUACAAAGUGAUGAAAAAUGAUUCAAGGAAUGGAAGUAUUGAACACCUUGGUGAUAAUGUUGUGAUAGCUGCAACUGAUUCAACAGAAAACUGUGACGAAUUGGGACGAGUUGAGAAGGAUCAAUUAGUAGGGCUAGUGGAUGGCGUAGAGAAUGAUAAGUUAGCUGAAGAUGUGCCAAAGACCGACUCAGGAUAUGCUAGCAAUAAUCACGUGGGAAAAACCAAGCCUACCCUAUUAGAAGUUCCGCCACGGCUUUCGAAAGAUCGACGCAUCUCGUCGCUCACUGAUCUCGACAGAUUCCAAAAGGUUCAAAAUAAUCGUCUGGUGGCUUUGAAAACUGUACACCAGUUAAGCCAUCCCCACCUCCAUAGGAUGGGGGCGAGCUCAAACAAAAGUUUGAGUGUUCAGUCUAGGACUUCACGGAAUCUUAUCACAACUCAGUCUCUGGUAGACACUUACUGGGGGAAGGAGAAUGUCUCUACGAUGAGCAGGCGGGAAAUAUUCAUGAGUGGGAGUGUUAUGACAAUUCCAUGGGUGCCUGCCAAAGACGUCGGCUCGGAUAGACAACGCUAUAACUCAAGACUCGGUCAGUUAUCAACAAAGCCGGUCUUGGCGGGUUCGAAGUCUCACUCAUGGUUCUUUUCCUGCGUAGAGGCUCUUGGGAUUCCUCUUCUGCGUGAUCCGGUGUUGAUUCUGAUUGUACUAUCCUGUGUUUUCUGGACAGGACAGUCCACUAUCUACACAUACCUCGUCGACUAUGCCCUGUAUCGAGACAUUGACAAACACAGCGCAUCAUUUCUCCUUUCAAUAAUCGGAAUUCUGAAUACGAUAGGCAGGAUUGUCAUCGGCUGGGUGACAGAUCAUCCGAGGGUUGACUCCACGCUUGUCUACGCCAGUGCCAUCCUAGUUACGGGGGUUAUAGCAUUUGUGAUACCUUUCUGUGAAUCGUUCGUAGCUCUGGCAUUCUGCUCUGGAGUGUUUGGAAUUUGUAUGGCCACAUAUGUUUCCCUGCGGUCGAUCAUUGUCGUGGAUCUAAUGGGCAUUGACAAAUUAACCGGCAGCUUCGGGUUGGUGAUCAGCUUCCAGGGGAUAAGCUAUAUAGUCGUGCCGCCUAUAGCAGGUGCGAUUCUUGAGAUGACCGGAACGUACAUUGGUCCGUUCAUGUCUACCGGUGCGUUCUAUACUCUUGCCGCUAUCGUCAUAUUACCGGUGCGCAUUCUGCAACGCAGAUGUCAGAAUAAGGCGAAAGACAUUGACUUAGAUGACGCUGAUGUGUAAUGAACUCGGCGAUUAAGGACUGACCAUAAAAACACUCUAUUGUAUAUUUGACCAGGGUAAUAAACUUGUCUUAACUAUUUAACCCUAAGACUUUUGCUGAUAUAAUGCAGUCCUUUUUCUGUUUCAAUUGUAAUCCAAGUGGCAUAUCUGUGAUCAUAUUCAAGCGUGUAAUCUGGACACUGUCUUCAGUCUAUUUCUUAAACAGCUGUAAUAUUCUGGAGAAAAAAUGUGUGCGUCACUUAUUUUCGUGUUUAAGAUAUACAUAUGGCCGGGUCUAUUUGGCAAGCCGCUCGCCGAACAGGCAUCUUUUUUUGUCCUGUUUGGAGAGCCGCUUGCCUAACAGUACUAAAAAGCCACCCUGUCAGUCGGCCAGCCGGGCUUGCCAAACAGAGCAAAUUUUCUUUCCUGUUUGGCAAGCCGAUGAAUAAACCACGCCUACUCAUGAAUAUGCAUAAUGGCGUAUUGAUCUGAAAAUGGUCUGUUACUGCGGUUUUUCCUCUCCAGCGCAUUACUAACUUAUGAAUAUUAAUGAGCCCUUGGGCAUUUAUAAAUAUUAAUGAGUUCGGCUCUCCAUUCAGGACAAGAAAAAGUCGCUGUUUGGUAAGCCGGGCUUGCCAAAUAGUCACUUCCUAUACAUAUUGCCGUGAAAAAGAAAAUCUAAUUGACGUUACUAUUCAGGGUUGUCAAAACAGUGACAUAAAAAGGCUUUAAUUGUUAAAUUUAAAAUGAUUUAAAUUGUAUUGUUUGUUCAUUGUACAUUUUAGAAGCAUUUAUUUAGCGACUGACAAAACACUUCGAUUGUGCCAGUGUUGACUAAUUUUCAUAUUAUGCACUUCAAAUGUCUAUGUACAAAAUCGUGUGCAGCUAUGAGGUUUAUGAAUUUUUAUACCUUAUGAAUUUAAAACAAGUGUCGAUAUAUACAUGUACGUGUGUGAUAUGCCAACUGUUCGACUGUGCAUGAUUGUUUUUGUUUUUUUCUUAUUAAGAUUACGUGGGGUCUUAGUAACGUCCGAGUCCAUCCAACCUCAACCACAGGAGCGCUACAGUUGCUGUUUGGUUUUCAAAAUGUAGCAAUCCCUGUGGACAAUGCUGCAAAGCUACGCAACUUGCUUCAUUUUCCUGGCCUACAAAUGGCAAUAGGUCUGCAGACCUGAACACACUUGGUAUUGUUCUCACAAUGUUUUUCCCUAUAACUCACGUCCACAAAAUGCAGCUGUGAUAUACAGUGUAACCUCUCUUAGUCUUAGUGGAAACCUCUCUAUUGAGUACGCUAUGUUUGGUCCAUAAUCAUUUGUUUUACAUUCAAUUUGACCUUCUAAUCAGGACAACUCUCUAUCAAGGACAGCACUAGUCAUUCCUGAGGGUGUUUUUGAUAGAGAGGUUCUGACUGUACUGUUAUAUAUUUCUGUGUAUGUCUGUCUACAUAAUGUUUACCUGGAUAUUGUUUACCGUUUGACCUGCUUGGCUCUUUUACACUGUGCUUGUUCAAGCCAUCGAUAGAGACUAGUCCAGGUACCAGCUAGUUAGAUUUUCCUAUGAAGAAUCAAAGUUGCCUUAACACUCCUGGUCAGAGGAGAGUUCAUAUUUGUUCAUAGUGUAGGCCUUUGGCCAUAAUAUGGUGUCCAAAGGGUCGUAUUGAUAACGUUGACCAGGUCAUGAGGUCAUUGAGACAGUCACACAUUUCUUGAAUCUCUAGACAAUCCAGUAUUACCUACUACGUGUAUGACCUACUAUGUAAACCAUCAAAUUUCUGCAGCUCUUUGCUCUCCACGAUAUUUUCUUAUGAAAUCUCCUUGAUUUCUAUUUUGGCGUGUAACCAAAUUAUAUUUCAGUUCUUCCAACCAAAAAUGAUAAUUUUGUGAAUGUAUCAUGAAAGAUUCAAAUACUAUAAUUUGAUUUAGAUAUCAUGAAAUAACACUGUAGGAUGUAGCUCAGUGCAAAGCACGUAUGAAGCGCAUUGUAUUUUGUAUACAUGUCCAUGUAUAAUGAAAAUAUUCAA